Saccoglossus kowalevskii is the source of this 2847-nucleotide messenger RNA. Its product is annotated as calcium-activated chloride channel regulator 1-like. NCBI's taxonomy places the organism in Eukaryota, Metazoa, Hemichordata, Enteropneusta, Harrimaniidae. The record is from RefSeq and is a predicted model, not a curated record.
GUAGCUGAGGUUCACAAGAUGGUUCGUUACGGGCUUUUCACGCUGCUUCUAAUAGCCAUAUACUGUGUAUCUCCCAAGCAUGGACACGUUACAAUUAGCGACAAUGGCUAUGACGGAAUUGUGGUAGCGAUACAUCGCCAUAUUUCCGAAAACCCGAGUCUGAUAGACGAAAUCAAGAAUGCCUUCACCGAUGCAUCAGCAUUUCUGUAUCGGGCAACAAAUAAUCGUGUUUAUUUUCAAAAUAUAACUAUACUGGUGCCAACUGGGUGGUCAGAAAAUUCUGGAUAUGGAAUGGCUACAUCUGAAACUUAUGAAACUGCCGAUGUCCGUGUUGACAAAGGAGCUGGGAGUGACAAUAGGCCAUACACACACCAAAUCGGUCUAUGCGGGGAGUUUGGUCAAUAUAUUCGCUUGACUGACAAGUUUUUUACUGAUGCGUCUGUUCCAACUAAUCUAGGACCUCUAGGUAAAGUAUUAGUUCAUGAAUGGGGACACCUACGUUGGGGGUUAUUUGAUGAAUACACAGUUGAUGAAGAUGAAAGCCAUUUCUAUUUUGACACAAACGGCGAACUUCACCCAGUUGCCUGUCACCAAUGGAUACGAGGUAGCUGGCCAUGUAGCGAGAGAGGUGCAGAUGGAUUGCCAUUGCCCGAUUGUGUGUUUCACCCAGAACCUACGCAACCCGAUGGCUUACCGAUCAAAUCGUCUAUUAUGUUCGCCCAGUGGAUACACGGGGUUGAGGAAUUCUGUCAUGAUGACCCGUCUGAUAUGUAUAGUUUCCACAACAGAAUGGCUCCAAACAGACAGAACAUAAUUUGCGAAGGUCAAAGUGCAUGGGGAGUCAUGCUAGAGAAUACUGACUUCAAAGAUGGUAACAACCCUACUCGAAUCAUUGACGAUACGACUCCUAAUUUUAUCAUUAAACGGAGCGGAGUUCGACGAGUGGUCUUGGUACUUGAUACAUCUGGCAGUAUGGAUGGAGAUCGAAUUCAAAGACUUUAUCAGUCAGCGACGUAUUUCAUUGAAAACAGGAUCGAAGAUGGUAGUUUUGUGGGAAUUGUUGGUUUCUCAUCCUAUGCAGUUAUACUUGCUAGCAUGACGGAACUAAAAUAUGGAUACCAACGCAGCGAGGUUUCAUCCAAGGUUCCACAAGAGGCAGAUGGGGCAACUAGUAUUGGGGGUGGUGUGCGACUCGCUCUUCAGGUAUUACAAGAUGGCAACGUGACAUCAGAGGGGGCAUCGUUGUUACUUAUCACUGACGGUGUAGAAAAUACUUAUCCCUUUUUAAUGAAUGUGAUGCAAGAGGUAUACGACUCGGGUGUCCGUGUAGACACAAUUGCGUUCACAGAAGCAGCACAAAGUACUCUCCAACAAUUGUCAAGCAAUACAGGCGGUUUAUAUAACUAUGUGCCGGAAGAUGACAAUUCAACGGCUUUCAUUGAUUCGUUAGCAGCAACAAUUAAUGAAAAUCCACUUGGAAACUCAGAUGCCAUACCAAUAACCCUGUCUUCAAGUGUGAUCUCAUUAACAACUAGUGAGAUGACCUACAAUGAUACACUGUUCUUGGAUUCAAGCUUAGGAAAUCGAACUUUAUUUUCAUUCAUAUUUCCGAAUACCGUUUUGGAUGUCGCUCUUCUCUCUCCCACCGGAGCGUGGAUUGAUAAAUACUAUAAUGGAUAUGUCGUCAAUGUGGAACAACGUAGGGUUGCUAUCGAAAUACAAGGCAUAGCGGAGGCUGGCAUGUGGAAGUAUAUUAUUUACAACAGUAUUGGCACCUCAGAUAACAUAAAGAUAAUACUAGAAUCCCGUAUGCAAUAUGAAGAUGUUGAACCUAUCCGAGUUGUAGGAAGAUUGAGCAAAACUACAUUGAAUUAUGACGUAGACCCGCAGCUGGUCGUAAGGGCGGAAGUAAAAAAAGGAUAUUCUCCCGUCAUUGGUGCCCAUGUCACUGCAACAGUUGAUACACCAAGUGGUCAAGUAGUAAUAACGUUAUUGGACAAUGGUGCAGGAGGAGACGUCAUCAAAAAUGAUGGCGUGUAUUCAGCAUACUUUCUGGAUUUCUCAUCGUGCAGUACCACGUGCAGAUAUGGAGUGAAAAUAAAUGUUAAAAACACAGAUGGCACCGCAAUGGUCAAGUCAUAUGAAAAGUUGAGCGGGGCAUUACCAAUGAAACCAGAUCUACAGGGAGUACACACAACGACAGUGCCGGCAGAUCUGUUCACAAGAUCAUCUUCAGGUGGUGCAUUCGAUGUGGAUGGAGGACCGCCACCAGGCACAAACCCAAAAGAUAUAUAUCCACCAUCCCGUAUAUCAGAUCUGAAGAUUGAAGAGCAAUCAUAUGACAAUAGAACUAUCAGAUUGGGGUGGACAGCUGUCGGCGAUGACUAUGAUAGAGGAAUAGUUCAAGAAUAUGAUUUGAGAAUGUCCACAGAUGUGGAUGAGCUAUACGACAAUGUUGACAACACAUCGAGGGUUACAAACGAUGACCUGAUUGUGGGAAAUCUAUCGUCUCCACAAAUAUCCGGAUCUCGUGAAAUGGUCGUAGUACGAUUGAACACAACGCUCAGUAAUGGUACACAAGCAUUCUCUAUUCGGGCAAUUGAUUCAGAUGGUAACCAAGGGAAACCAUCCAAUGUUGCGUUCACUACGUUGGUGUACGUGCCAACUAUAACCACAACAAGUACAACUAUAACCACAACAAGUACAACUAUAACCACAACAAGUAGUAAUCAACAGAAAUUGUUAUUAUUUCUGCUGGUUACAGUAGCGGCUGUAGCGUGUUUAAUUUUCGUAAUUAUGGCAAUGAUUGGGUUAAUUAAAUACAAACGAAGAAAGUAUCAAAGAUGA